AUGCAAAUAGUUUCAGCAUUUCCAGAUCCAUUGCCAGUUGAAGCAAACAUAGAUUUUUCAACAUUUUUUGAUAAAGUUGUUAGACCUUAUGAAAACAUUCCGUUAUUGUUUGAUCCUGAAGCUAAUAUAUCAUAUAAAUUCUCUGAAUUACGCUUUUUAGUACAUAGAUUUAUAAUUGCAUUUAAUAAAGGUGGACUUAAACAGGAAGAUGUUAUUGCAACUGUUAUUGGUAAUUCUAUUGAGUUUAUAGCACUUUUUUUGGCAUGUUGUAAACAAAGACUUAUAUUUUGCCCUUUAAAUACAAGUUAUAAAAUAAAUGAAUUGUUAACUUAUCUUUCAAAAGUAAAUCCUGUUUAUUUAAUUGUUGAUCAAGAGUUUAAUAAAGAUUCAUCACAAAUACUUGAAACAAUUUCAUCAAUUAAAGCAAUCUAUCAAAUUGAAAAUUUAAUGAUGGGCUCACCAUUAUUAAAUAAUGAAAAUCCUUAUCAAUUAAUAGAAUUUGACAAUAAAACACCAGCAUUAAUAAUGUUUUCAUCUGGAUCUACUGGAAUUCCUAAACCUGUCCUUAUUUCACAUCGUUCUUUAAUUUAUCAAAUUAAUAUGUUUAUAUGUUUAAGACAAAAUGCUACACAUGAUUUUUUAUUUCUCCAACCAACAGAUACAACAUAUGGGGUUCUACCGUACUUUCAUCUUGGUGGAUUAAUGACAACUUUAACAAUGUUAGUUCAAUCAGUUAAAGUAUUAUUAAAUAAAAAAUUUAAUGAAGAAAUUUUUUAUGAUAAUAUACAAAAAUAUCGUGUUACUACUUUAACAAUUGUUCCUGAAGUAUUGAAAAUUAUGGCUAAUUCAACAAAAAUUGAUAAAUACGAUGUUUCAUCUCUAAAAUAUAUUUACUAUGGUUCUUCUAAAUGUAAUCCAGGAAUCGUUAAAAAGCUAAAAAAAAAAUUUCCUCAUAUAGAAUUAUUUAUACAAUUAUAUGGUUCAACAGAAGGUGGAAGCACAAUUUUUAUGAUGCCUAAAAUACCAGAAGCUCAUGAAAAAAUUAAUUCAGUUGGAGUUUUAUUACCAGGAAUACAAUGUAAACUUAUUCCUAUCAAUGAAAAUGAAAAUGAAAGUGCAGUAAAUGGUCGAGAAAGUGGUGAAUUAUAUCUAAAAAGUGAUAUGUUAAUGAAUGGUUAUUUAACAAAUGAUAUUUCUUCUAUUGAUAAAAAUGGAUGGCUUAAAACAGGGGAUAUUGUUAGUGUUGAUAAUGAAGGAUUUUUCUAUGUUAGUGGUAGAUGUAAAGAAAUAAUAAAAAUUAGAGGAUGGCAAGUUUCACCUAAUGAAUUAGAAUAUGCUAUUAUUGAAGAAUUUAUCGAUAAAAUUGAAGAAUGCGCUGUUACUUUAUACGAAAAAAAUAUCUGUGAUGAUAAUGUUGAAAGUUAUUUAGUUUGUUUAGUUGUUUUAAAAAAAGAACAAACUUUAAAUGGGGAAGAUAUUAUAAAAUUUGUAAGAGAUAACUUUAUAAGUUAUAAGCACAUUAAAGAACCAAUCAAGUUUGUUGAAUGCUUACCAAAAACUUGUAAUGGAAAAUUACUAAGACAUAAAUUAAGUGAAUUAUAUGAUGCAACACCUUCAAAUGAUAGUGUAUAG
This is a messenger RNA of Strongyloides ratti, 1632 nucleotides long. RefSeq names its product Acyl-CoA synthetase family member 2, mitochondrial. The coding region runs from base 1 to 1632 and encodes 543 amino acids. The transcript has 2 exons. Lineage: Eukaryota; Metazoa; Nematoda; Chromadorea; Rhabditida; Strongyloididae. The record is from RefSeq and is a predicted model, not a curated record. Gene Ontology annotation, molecular function: CoA-ligase activity.